Messenger RNA from Paramecium pentaurelia, 929 nucleotides. The record is from the annotation of a GenBank genome assembly. Lineage: Eukaryota; Ciliophora; Oligohymenophorea; Peniculida; Parameciidae.
AAUGAUGGAACAUUAUAAAGGGAUAAUGCUUUGUAAUAGACCACAAGCAUCUAUUAAUUUAGAUUAUCAUAAGUAAACUUAUAUUAAUAUAUAUGUAGACCUUUUGUAUCAAGAGUAACACAUGCUGAACCUCUCGGUUACAAUCCAGUUAAGUAACUGUAAAUUCAUUAACCCAUUAAAUGUAUUUAUCAUGUUUCAUCUAUUAAGAAAUUAAACCAAUAUUGAGUUAGCAUAAGGAAUGGCUUUAAAAUUUUCAAAAGCAUGUUAAAGAGAAAAAAACUGCAUUACAUUGUUCUUAAGUUCAAUCUCGCUUACAUCCUGAUAGGUAUAGAUCAAAUAGUGACAAAUAAAAUUAAUAGACUGAAUAAUAAAUACAAUAAGCAUCUUAACUGCAAAAUAAAACAACUAAAGUAGAAGAAAUAUAAUAAGAAUAAUAAAAUUUAUAAGCAAAUAAUAAUGAAUUAGGGGAUGAAAUAAUUGAUGAUUAAGAAUUAAAUGAAUUAUUAGAUUUUACUAAAAACUUAGAUUACGAGUAAUAUAUAAAUGAUUUAGAAGUAUAAAUACUAUUAAUAAUAGGUUAAAACGGUUGUAGAAGCUUUAAAGAAGAGAAUAGAAGAAAUACGUAUAGAGAAUCCAUAAUUGACAUAAAAAGAAGCAGCAAAGAAAGCAUUAAAAUAGAAUAAUAAUGCUACUCAAAAACCUAAUAAAAAGCAUGUUACUAUUUAAGAAGAAGAAUAAGUAAAAUAUAAAAUAAAUAAAUUUAGCUUCAAAAAAAUCCAGAAAAAAAGGAAAUAAAUUUAGAAAACAUUGCUAAAAAGAUAGCUGAGGAAAUUCUUCAAAAAAAUAAAUACUUAAGAAAUAUUCAUUCAAAUAUUUCAAUGUAGAAAUUAGUUGAAACCGAAGCUCGUAGGUUUCUUUAAAAAGAAUGA